GGUCGUUGUGUUAAAUUGCAUGUUAACGUUGCAUUCAAAAUAUGUUAAUAUUUCACAGAAAUGGAAAAAUAUUUCUAUAUUUUUUGGAUUAUAGUAUAUGCUAGCUAAGUAGAGAAAAAAAAUGUCCAUGUGUACUGAAGAAAGCUGUCUCUCGCCAGGCUGCUAUACGAUCCGUGCACCGACCCCUGGCAGAAUGUCAACCGUCAUAUGCGGCUUGCCUCUCGGAAAGUGACACCUCCUUUUAGCCGGUGCCGUCCAACGAAACCAGAACACUUCAACCUGUCGUCCACCGGCGUACUUCCUCUGCGCUUAAACUGAGUUGUUGGUGAAAGUUGCCGGUCAGCAGUAAAGUUUCUCUGGACCGGACAACAUGCGCUCCUUAGCGGGACUAACUGGCAUCGUGGCGACUGCAAGUGUCUAUCUCUACCUGCUGUCGACGCACCUUCCCCCGGGACCGGCGCAGCUCCAGCCGGGGUCUGAGCCGGAGGGAGAGGCCGUCCGAGAGUACAGGCUGAAGUUCCCAUCAGACCUGGAGUCACUACAGGAACUGGCCAAGAUGCUCAAGUUUUACAAAACAGAGAACUACAGCUAUGUUCUGCUACUGUUCUGUAGCGCCUACCUCUAUAAGCAGUCCUUCGCCAUACCUGGCUCCUCUUUUCUGAACAUGUUGGGGGGGGCAAUUUUCGGACCCUGGGUGGGUCUGAUGCUGACCUGCCUGCUCGCCACUUUCGGCUCCAUGUUCUGCUUCCUGCUGUCCUCAGCAUUUGGGAAGCAGUAUGUGGUUCACUUCUUCCCAGAAAAAGUGGCUCUGCUGCAGAUGAAGGUGGAGGAGAAUCGUAGCAGCUUAUUCUUCUUCCUCCUCUUCCUUCGUUUUUUCCCCAUGACUCCUAACUGGUUCCUUAACAUCACUUGUCCUGUCCUCAACAUCCCUCUAUCCAUUUUCUUCUUCUCUGUAUUAAUAGGUUUAAUCCCAUACAACUUCAUCUGUGUGCGUACGGGUUCCGUCCUGUCACAACUGUCCUCUUUGGACGACAUCUUCUCAUGGGGGACGCUGGCUCAGCUGCUGGCCAUUGCUCUCAUGGCUCUGCUGCCUGGAGCGCUCAUCAAACGCUAUGGCUCAGCUCACCUCAAGCUGGAUGCCGUCACCAGCAAUGGAACCGGCCAGGACAGGAAGAGCAGAUGACACUGAAUGCCAACGCUGCUCAGGUAGAGAUGGACGCUUGUGACUUCUAGACCUCUGCUAGGUCACACUGGAGACUCCAGACAUUCAGGGUGGUGCUUAUUUUGAACUUCUAUUUUUAUCAGGUUGUGCUUAGUCUUCAUUGCCUUAAAACAUCUUAGAAGUUACUGUGGUGAAAAUCCUCCUCUUGAAUGGAUGGAAUGUCACAUUUUGCAAGAAAUUGUAAUUAUUUUGCACAGAGCUGAAUAAGUGUCACCUUCGGGAUGAACAAAUCUUUCUGUUCCUGUUAAAGAUCCCAUACAUGCACCGCAAAAACACUAAAUAUUACAGCGUAUUUUUCUCUAGUAAUUUAAACUUAAAAUCCGACACACGGACUCACAAGUAAGAUCACAAAAGAUAUAUGAGCUUGUUUCAAGUAAAUAAUUUGUCAAUAUUAAUAAAAACAAUGGAUUAAUUCCACUGGCAAAUUAUUUCUUGUUAAAAGUAGCAAAAUCUGCCAGGGGAGUUAGUACUUUUUUCAUAUAUAUAAUCAGUACAAAAACUCGUACAACUUACUCAAAAGUUCUUGUAACAUGAAAUGAGAAAAAAUGAAGAUAUUUGCAGUAGAAACUAGAGAACGAUAUGAGAUGUUUUUGCAGUGUGCUAAGGUUGCUAAUCAUGAUUAGCUUCAUCGUCACUUAUUCUGCAGUAUGUUGAAUGGUUUAUGUGUUUUCUCUGUAAAAUGGGAGCGGUCUCAUUGCAGUGACUCAGAGCGACUAGUUUUUCACAUAUAGAAAUAUUCAGUAAGUUGUUUUUUUACUUAAUUUUUUCUGUCAUUUUUAUUACGUAAAUCGCGGUUAGCGAUUAUUUGGCUACAUGUUCAAAAACAAAGACUGUUGUAAAGUAUUUUAAUUAUUAUUAUUUUGCAUUUAUCAUACAUAUUUUACUAACUCUUAGACAUCUAGAUUUUAGAUGCUACUUUCCUUUAAAAUCUACAGGAAGAUUCGAAAAAGGCAUAUUACAUUUUUUAGUCUGAAAUCUGUUCUUUUAAAAUAAUAAUAAACGACCAGUUUAUUAUAAUAGCUUGAUUAACGUUGUGAAUCAAGCUAUUAUUCAAAAGAAUUCAGUCUUCUUUUGAAUUGGUUGUUUCUGACCAAGCGGUGGAUUUCUACAAAUGUGAUUUUUUUAUUUUCACAGAUUAUCUGUUUCAUGUUAGGCUGCCAUGACAGAGCGACACAUAUAAUGUAAAAAAAAAUACUUAAAAUAAUUAUUUACUGUGGCUUUAAGGGCUGACUGUUUAAAUCAGGAGUUGAAUCAGAUGUAAUUAUAUUAAAAAAACAAAAACCUUGGAGUUAGAAUUUUAUUUUGUGCAGCACUAUUUAAAACAUGACUAAUCAUGCCAUAGACUGAUUAUUGCUGAAAGCAAAAGUACAAUGAAAAGUGUGUUCAAAAACAUAUAUUAUGAAAAAUGUGCUCAAACACAUUUGAUGUAAAACUCCUCUGGGAUUUAUGUAUCUGGCUCCAGAUGUUUCCUUCUGUUCUGAUUUUGAAACUUCUGUUUUUACAUGAUUCAGUGAUUGUGUUCAUUGCAGCUGUCUAAACUUCAUAGUGGCAAUCCUGUUUCGGUUUGUUUACAUAUUUACAGUGUAGUCUAGUUACUGUUUUUAGGGAGGGGGUUUUAAACCACUUAAACACGUCUUAAACAAAAUUAAAUAGAUGGUUCUGACUGAGCUACUUUAGGUUUGAUUUCAUCUGAAUCUGUUCUAUUUUAUUUUGUAUUCUAUUUUAAUAAGUAUUUUUAACAGUAGCAGGUGAAAAGCACCUGGACAUUUUGAACUCCCAUCAUGAGGUGAGACUUCCCUCUGAUUCACUCUGCAUAUUUAAUCCCUGCAGACGUUAAUAUGGCUGCAGAAACUUAUGAUCUUUUCCCAUAUUAGCAUCCUUCUGACCUUGUUUUGCCACUUAAAUUAAACUCAGUGGUUGCAAAAUCACAUCAUGGAGAACUUUCUAUGUGAAAUUCAGUUUUUCAGAUAGGUUUGGGAUUAUGACUUUUAAAGAGAAAUUUAAAAAUGCCACAUUUCAAAUUUUAAUGGUUUCAGAAUGCUUAAUAUAACACAAGGCACUUUGUUUGGAGAGACUUUUACCAGUCUUAUUAAUCUUCUGUCUUCUUCUGAUUAUACCGAUUUAAAGUUCUUGUUUUGAUGUUUUGCUUUUUGCAUCUUUCAGCCUGUUUUCUAUGGAAAAUGCAAUAAAAUACAGUUCACUCAA
Molecule: messenger RNA, 3427 nt
Organism: Poecilia reticulata (guppy)
Lineage: Eukaryota; Metazoa; Chordata; Actinopteri; Cyprinodontiformes; Poeciliidae
Gene: tmem41ab
Product: transmembrane protein 41ab
Source: RefSeq, a predicted model, not a curated record